AAGAUCCUGGUAAGUACCUGCUGCAACUCUCUAGAUUUGUACCGAAACCCAUAAUUACAGGAUUUCCCACGACCUAUGGUGUUCAUUGCUAUAUCAUACUCCGAACGCCAUGCCUGUCAUUGAUCCGAGCUUGAUAUAUGCGCAAAGACCUUUACAGGUAACUUGUGACCGCUGCUCCACGAGCAUCCGGUCGAUGCAUUACCACUAUGUUCAUUGCGAAGACUACGACAUCUGCAAGUCAUGUGCUUUUAAAGGCAUUUAUUGUGUAAAUGAUACCCAUGAGUGGCAGAAGAUGGAAUUCAGUGAUGGUGGACGUUGGCGGGUUGGGGCCCAAAUGUCACCAAUGGGUGGAAAGAUUCUUCGCUCUCAAGAAAAAUCGUACCCCUCUGUGUUUCAGCCUCACGAUAAACAAGCGACGCCGCAGUUUUUAUUUGAAGAUGAGCAUCGAUAUAUCAGUAAAAAGAAUCCUCGGGAGAUCAUGAUUUAUACCGAUGGAUCCUGCUUGAAUAACGGGCAGAGCGAGCCAAAGGCUGGCUGCGCUUUUGUCCACAGACCAUCUGCAUAUGAUCAUGCAGGAGGACUCACCCACAGCGAGUACGUUGCAGUCAAUGCUACAACACGAGUAGAAAAAUGGGAGAAGGACAAUUGGAAACUUGCAGAUAGAGUUUCGAUUGUCAAGAAUCAAGACCUAUGGAAAUUACUACUGAAGGAAAUCCGUACACUUCUAGCGAAAGGAGUGGAUGUUUCUUUUUGGCGAAUUCCAAGGGAAUGGAACGAGAGAGCAGACAAGUUUGCCCGGACAGCGACCCAGGUAGAGGGACGGGAGCGUUUUCAUCGAAUUGUACCAGAUGGCCCAAUAGUACUGAGCAACACUUAUAGGUGCUAGCUUCCUAACAUCUCCAGGCGGUAGACUGGACUGCUACGUACUUUCGGCUGCGGCAGCUCGGCCAACCCUGUAUUGAGACAGUCAUGGCCAGCAGUAUUCAAUAUCUCCAUUAUCAUCUUCGUAGCAACUCGCGUCAUACUAUUCCACCAAAAGCCGAAUUGAAGAUAGAGCCAGAAAAGCGUGAAGUUUUGAUAGCAGUGGCCAAGGUUCGUUCAGUCGGAGCCUAUUGAUAGCAGUUAAUGCCUCUGGAUCAUUAGCAUCUGCCGCUCAUCUACAUGCGAAGGGUCUCCUUCAUCCACUUGAAUUCCCUACUGAUUCACACACCACAGGUCAACUCGUGAAUCGUCUGGUACGAAUGAUUCUCCACAUCCACUCAUAGCAUAUAACGGAAUUUCGUCAGUUAAAGCUGAAGCACGAACUUUCUCACACUCCAGACCACAAAUUCGACAAU
Mollisia scopiformis is the source of this 1337-nucleotide messenger RNA. RefSeq lists its product as uncharacterized. Lineage: Eukaryota; Fungi; Ascomycota; Leotiomycetes; Helotiales; Mollisiaceae. The record is from RefSeq and is a predicted model, not a curated record. The transcript has 2 exons. The coding region runs from base 110 to 886 and encodes 258 amino acids. Gene Ontology annotation, molecular function: zinc ion binding; RNA-DNA hybrid ribonuclease activity; nucleic acid binding.